Molecule: messenger RNA, 3968 nt
Organism: Trichosurus vulpecula (common brushtail)
Lineage: Eukaryota; Metazoa; Chordata; Mammalia; Diprotodontia; Phalangeridae
Gene: CMKLR1
Product: chemerin chemokine-like receptor 1
Exons: 3
Coding region: 487-1599 (370 amino acids)
Biological process (GO): chemotaxis; positive regulation of cytosolic calcium ion concentration; positive regulation of macrophage chemotaxis
Cellular component (GO): plasma membrane
Molecular function (GO): complement receptor activity; G protein-coupled receptor activity
Source: RefSeq, a predicted model, not a curated record
GCUUGCAGGCAUUGGGUGAAUCUAAGUCUCUGGCUCCUUGGUGUUAGCAAACCUUCCUCAGCUGGUGGGGACUACAUUCCACUGUUAUCGGCUGAGGAGAGGACCUGAUCGUUCUGAGCUGUUUGGGGGUGGAAAAGCCAUGCGAGAAGGUGGCUGUGAUCAGGACAAGCUGUGCCUAGAGAUUUCUCAACGGCACAGAGGCUUGGACUCACCAACCUGGUCCCUGCUGGAAUUUUUAUAGUUGGGUCGUCACUGGGGCAGUGGAAGGAAUUUUGGGCUCUGAUCCUGAAGACUUGGAGUUGUAGUCCUGGGUCUGCCACAGAUUCACUGUGUCAUUUUGGAACAAUUGCCCUGACUGGCAGAAAUCGGAGAUGGGGAUGACCCCGGGAUGAGGCGGCGAGAGCUAUUUCAGAGUCUCAGACUUCGGGUGUCCUUUGUUCCAGGUUCGGCAUUAAGACUUAGCCUGCUACUUUGAACUCAAAGAGAAUGGCCACCGACGAUUACAACUUCACUGAUGGCUACUAUGAAUACGAAGGUGAUGGGUUUGUCAUAGCUCCUGAAGAGUCAACCCCCAAUGAUGAUGGGGUCGCCAGGACCUUCCUGGUGGUGGUCUACAGCUUAGUCUGCUUUUUGGGACUCUUGGGGAAUGGCCUGGUCAUUGUGAUCACUGCCUUCAAGAUGAAAAAAACUGUAAACACCGUCUGGUUUCUCAACCUAGCAGUGGCAGACUUUUUAUUCAAUGUCUUCCUCCCAAUUCACAUCAUCAAUGCUGCCAUGGACUACCACUGGAUUUUUGGGAAGGUCAUGUGCAAGAUCAGCCACUUUGUGGUGGUCUACAACAUGUACACCAGUGUCUUCCUACUGACCACCAUCAGCUUUGACCGCUGCGUCUCUGUCAUCUUCCCAGUGUGGUCCCAGAACCAUCGGAGCAUCCGGCUGGCUUCCAUUGCAUGUACAGCCAUCUGGACCCUGGCCUUCUUCUUGGGCUCCCCAUCCUUGAUUUUCCGGGAUACAACUAUGCACCAGAACAAAAUUGUCUGCUUCAACAACUUCAGCCUGUUGGCCAAUGUCUCCCACCCCCACCAUUCCCAUUUGGCCCAGGACUCAGUGGCAUACAUGAGGCAUGUGACAGUGACUGUCACCCGGUUCCUGUGUGGAUUUAUCCUCCCUGUCUUCAUCAUCACGGUGUGCUAUCUCAUCAUUGUCUGCAAGCUAAAGCGUAACAGGUUGGCCAAAUCCAAGAAGCCAUUUAAAAUCAUCGUGACCAUCAUCGUCACUUUUUUCCUCUGCUGGUGUCCUUACCAUACCCUGUACCUGCUGGAGCUCCACCACACCUCUGUGCCAGCUUCUGUGUUCAGUCUGGGGCUACCCUUGGCCACAGCCCUUGCCAUCUCCAACAGCUGCAUGAACCCCAUUCUGUACGUCUUCAUGGGCCAGGAUUUCAAGAAGUUCAAGGUGACCAUCUUCUCCAGGCUGGUCAAUGCCUUGAGUGAGGACACCACUGCUCACUCUUCCUUCAUGAGUCACAGGAGUAUCACUAAGAUGUCCUCUGUGAAUGAAAGGUCUUCUAUGAAUGAGAGGGAGACGGGCAUGCUAUGAGUGUCACCUCAGGACCCCCCAGUGUCCACAGAGACAGGCACCUCCCUUUGGUUUUGGCUCAGUUGGGAAGCUUCCAAACUGCCUAAAGGCAGGGCAAGAAUAUAUCUGGUUAUCACAUUUCCACCAAGGUUGGUGAAUGUGUUAGCUGAUGGCUCAUUAAAUUUGAUGAGAUUUUGAGAUAGGGUCCCAAGGAGAUGGAAUUAAGGGCAUUGACUAGUCAGCUUGCUACCUUGUCUCUCCUCUCUGUGACCUACGAGCUAAUAUAGUGGAUUAAAGGAUCUUGUCAUGCUGAUCGUGAAGGCAAUGAUCCUAAGAUUAUCAACAUCAAAGAGGACUCGGAGAUCAUCUCUACAAGAUGGAGAAAGUGAGGCCCAAUGAGGACAUGUGCCUGGCCUAAGGUCAUUUGGUGGUGAAACCAGGACUAGAUCUAAGUCACUGACAUUGCCUGGUCAGGAAUACACUCUCUUAGGACCAUGAGUUUUCUUUGAGCCUUGAGUGGGGAAGGGGCCAAAGAAAGAAUGAGGUGAUUUUCAGAGAGAAAGCUUUACAAAGCUCUACUGUGGGAUUUGAUUGGAUGUUUUAAAUGCUUCCAGGGAUGGGAUCUUAUUCAGGGCCAUGAUGAGGAGUAUAUUAUGGACUCUUCCCUCCUUGGGAGUGACCCAACGAUUUUAUCCCCAGCACCAGCCUAUGUUAAAGGCACCACGCUCCCCCCAUGCCAGCCUGAAAUCUACAAAGCAGACCGUAAGCUCCCUGAGGGCAAGAUUUGUUCCAUUUUUGUUUUUGUCUCUCCAGCACUUGGCACAGUGCCUGGCAUAUUUUAAGAGUUUAAGGAAUGUUUGAUUAUUUCAUCAGAGUCAUAGAAUCUCAGUGGUUGAUAGGGACUCAGAGAGUAUUUAGGAGCACAGGAUUUUAGAGUUGGUAGGGAUCACCAUCCAUCCAUCCAUCCAUCCAUCCAUCCAUCCAUCCAUUCAUUCAUUCAAGUUCAUCAAGUCAAACUACUCAUUUUUGUACAGAUAAGGAAACUGAGGUCCUGCCCAGGGUCACACUAGUAGUAAGUUGCAGAGUCAGAUCUUUGACUCCAAACCCAAGACUUUGCACUAUGCCAUAUAACCUCCUAGUCUAAUCUAGACCACCUAAUCCAAUCCAUUCUUCAACAACUGUAACAAAUAAGCACCCUCCUUUGGGUUAAGGCUUUGUCUCUAGGAGACCCCGGUUACACCAUGAAUAUAUUUCCUGGUUGGGGCAGCACAAUAAUUCAGGGGCACCCAUUAUCAUGGCAGCAUAGCCUGAUUUCUUAGACUGGUCUAAAAUGUAGAGAACCAGGCUCAGAGUGAUAGGAUCUGGGAUGGUGGUGGUGGGAACACCUGUACUGGUGGGGGUAGGGGAAAGGAACAGAUGAGAACCAUAGGACCUAUCCCCAAAGAGUCAGGGUGGGGCCCCACAGUGGAGGGGGCACCUGGGCCAACAGAGAUUAGUAUCAGGGGGUCUGGGUGAUGAGAGUUUGGGGUAAACACUGAGAGGGGGUUAAGAGUGCUGCAUGAAAAGCAACUUUGCCAACCCCUCCCCUAACUUAGCUAUGCUUCCUCCGGUCCAGAGCCUGGGUGUCUGGUCCAGCAGGGCCUUUUCCUGGACUGAGGAGGUCAUAGAACCACUGAGAGAUCAUCCGGUCCCACCUAUGCCUCAUUGAGAAUCCUCUCUGUAAUAUUAAGGACAAAUGGCCAACCAGCCAUUCCUUGAAGAGAUGGGGAAUCCUCAGCUCCUGAGGAAGCCCAUUCCACUCUGGGAUACUUCUCCCACUUCAUUCUUUGGUUCAGCUCUCUGGAGUUCUUUUCCCCCUCUUCCCCACCCCUCCCACCCCCACUUUUCAGUUUGCGAUAUGUGUUAUCUUGUCCCAUGAUCAUCGUCAGUGCCCUCUUCUGGAUGCCUUCCAGCUUACCUGUGUUUCUUAAAAUGAGAUGCAUAGCUCUCCUGGAACCUCCCCCACCUCCCCCCCAGAGCAGAUUAACCAUUCACCUGCAGGGUCUGAGCAUGACAGCUAGUACACAGCCCCCACAUUGCCUUGAAUAACCAUUGCUCACACGCCUGCUGACUCAGUGACUUACUCCCUGCCUGACAUCUCCUUAAAAUAACCCUGGUUCCUUUUUUUUUUCCUCUUUUGGCUUCUUAAAAAUCUCGAGUUGGGACUCAGACUGGUUAGAGAGAGAAAAAGCUGAAAACUUGACAAACAGGAAGGGAAACUAUUGGGAAUAACCCACUAAAAAGUGACAGUUGCUCCGGGGAGGGAUUAUUAAACUGUGGCUCAUAGAUUCAGAGUGGGAAGAGACUCCAGAAAACAUGUAGCCCAACCCCCUCAUUUUACACAUGAGGAA